Molecule: messenger RNA, 2298 nt
Organism: Penicillium brevicompactum
Lineage: Eukaryota; Fungi; Ascomycota; Eurotiomycetes; Eurotiales; Aspergillaceae
Product: Rab GTPase-binding exocyst subunit SEC15
Exons: 9
Coding region: 1-2298 (765 amino acids)
Biological process (GO): intracellular protein transport; exocytosis; Golgi to plasma membrane transport
Cellular component (GO): exocyst; membrane
Source: RefSeq, a predicted model, not a curated record
AUGCCUCCCAUGGCUCCGCUCAAUGAGCCGCAUGUUCUCAACCAAAUUAUUAUCUCGCCCUCAGAUACCGACUACCUGGACCAGCUCAUACCCUCAAUACGAGAUUACAGUGUCGGAAACCGCACCCCUCAGCUCCUCCAGUCUCUGUCGCGAUUUGCGGGGGAUAAAGAAUCCGAGAUAGAGGGCAUCUGCAAUACAAAUCACCAGGAGUUCGUUUCGUCGGUCAACUCCUUGCUUCGUAUUCGGGAGGGCACCGUGAGUCUGACCGCAGAAAUCUUGGACCUCAAUCAAUCCAUUCAAACCAGCACCGAACGCCUAGCCGAGCAGAAGAAGGCGCUGGUGGAAUCGCGCGGCCAUCGACAGAACAUAGAUGAGACCUCGCGCGCCAUCCAGGAUUGCUUGGAGGUAUUGCGAUUGGCCAACCAGGUACAUGAUCUGCUCGCAAAGAAAAACCACUAUGCAGCGUUGCGCGCGUUGGAAGAGCUACAAAAUGUCCACCUGAAGGGGGUAACCCAGUACAAGAUCGCAGUCAUGAUCCAACGGUCGGUCCCGGCCACCCAGCGAGCAAUUGCGGAAGCUGUGAUGUCUGAUCUGAACACCUGGCUGUAUCGAAUUCGAGAAAUGUCUCAAUACCUCGGGGAGAUCGCGCUUUUCCAUACAGAUCAGCGCAAGACCAGACAAAAGCAAAGAGCGGAAAACGUGCCGUAUCUUGAGCAUUUCAGUCUAAAUUCCGCAAUCGAAUUGGUAUCCGAUGAAGACGAAGAGUACGACCUGCUUCAUAACGAGGAUCUCCAAGUCGAUUUUACCCCACUGUUUGAGUGCUUGCAUAUCCACCAGUCACUGGGACACAUGGACAAGUUCAGAAUCGAGUAUGCGACCACUCGAAGAAGACAGAAAGAGCUAUUGCUUCCUUCCUCAAUCACCUUGAUUGAUGAAGAUGGCUCUAGCCUUCACAAUCUUCUGGAAGAGAUGGCUGGUUUUGCCAUUGUCGAGCGUGCCACAAUGAAGCGCGCUCCCGAUCUCAGAUCGUCUGUUGAUAUUGAUGAGUUAUGGGACUCGAUGUGUCAGGGAGCCGUGGUAUUGAUAUCCAAGGCACUUCCCGAAGUCGACAACGCCGAAAGCAUUCUCAACAUCAAGAAUCUGAUUGCGCUCUUCAUGCAGACUAUGAAUACAUGGAGCUUCCCGGUGCGAGUCUUUGAUGACUUCUUGUUGAAACUAUUCGAAAAGUAUGCGGAGCUUCUCAAGAAGCGGUUCAGUGACGAUUUCCAAGAGAUUGUAUCGACGGAUGAUUACAUGCCAAUGCCCAUACAGACCCAAGAGGAGCAUGACAAGGUGCUCAAUGUGAGCUGGUAUAACCCCGAGAAGCCUCGGGAGGAACAAGUUUUCCCAUGCAUUUUACCAUUCUCUCGAAUGUAUCCGCUAUGCUGCAUUGAUAUUCGGAAUUUCUUGAAUCAAUUCUACUUUUUCGCUACCGAUGGUUUUGCAAACACGAAUGUGAUUGAUGAGACCCUGAAAAAUGACUUGGACGACCUUCUUUCACAAAAGGUCUGUGACACAUUAGUGGAGCGUCUUUCCUCGCAAUAUUUGGGACAAAUUGUUCAGAUUCUCAUCAAUUUGGAGCAUUUCGAGCUGGCUUGUCGUGAGCUAGAGCUUUUACUGGCAGCUGCUCGUUCACAGAACUCCACCGGUACUUCAAUUGCUCUGAAAGCCACCGAAAAAUUCAGAAGCAAUAAGAAGGCGGCUGAGAAACGCAUCUUCGAGGUUGUCAAUUCCAAGAUUGAUGAUCUCAUUGAAACAGCAGAGUACGAGUGGAUGUCUCCCACGCCUCCUACAGAGCCCAGCAACUACAUGCAAACUUUGACGCGGUUCUUGUCCAAUAUCAUGAACUCCACAUUACUGGGACUUCCGACGGAAAUCAAGGAGCUCAUCUACUUCGAUGCCCUUAGUCAUGCUGCUAACAUGAUUUUGGCGCAACCGCUGUCCCCGGAUGUGAAGAAAAUCAACACCAACGGAGUAUCUGCUCUGGCGAAGGAUGUUGAAUAUCUUGCAGAGUUCGUGGACAGCUUGAAUGUACCUAUCCUGCGCGAGAAUCUCGACGAGUUGCAGCAAACGGUGCAGUUGAUGCAGGCUGACAGUGCAGACGAGUUUUACGACAUUUCUACGAGGAACAAGAAAUACGGACGUGUGGAUGCUAUGCAAGGGCCGGUCCUACUUGAAAAGCUUACCCGCACUGUUCAAGCUCCAACCAAGACCGACAAAUUUGCGCAACUCUCUUCGCGCUUCAAGAAGACCGGAUAA